AUGGCACCUGUGGAAGGGUUCUGGGGAAAGCAAACAGCAACAAUUGAUUGGUGUGAGGACAACUACAAAAUAACGCAAUACAUAGCAGAAUUUUGGAAUACCAUCACUAAUUUCAUCUUCAUCAUCCCAACGUUAACGGUGUUAGCAAUAGCCAUCCAACAGAAUCAUGAGAAUCGCUACAAAUGGUGCCACAUCGGUGUCAUAAGUGUGGGCAUUGGUUCAUGGUGUUUUCAUAUGACCUUAUUAUACAGUAUGCAGCUGCUGGAUGAACUACCAAUGAUAUAUAGUGCAUGUUUCCUGUUGUAUUGUCAGUUAGAGACAACCAGCCCAGAAAAUCACCAUAAUCGGUCUCUACAACUAUUUUUUAUAAUUCUGUCUAUAGGUAUAACAUUGAUAUACGUGCCAACAAAACAUGUACUUUUUUUCCAAGCAUGUUAUGGUAUAAUGGUGAUAUCCAUGGUGUUUAUAACCCUACGAAUAAUUAUGAAGUUGCAACACAGUCGGACACUUUACGUUGCCUCUGUGACUACGUAUGUCUUGGGUGUCAUUGUGUGGCUACUUGACCAGCGCUUUUGUGGUCAGUUAAGAGUUGUACGAUCCGAUGUCAUGCCACAAAUAUUGAGUCCUUUUACAGAGCUACAUGCAUGGUGGCACUUACUAGCCGGGGUAGGAACAUACUUGUCUGUCUUCUUCAGUGCACAUACACGGUACCUCUACUUGAAAAAAAAUCCAAAAAUACAUUUUUGGAUGGGUUUCUGGCCCUAUCUCUAUGUUCCGUCUUUAGCGAAUUCCAAAUUAAACGUUACCUGA
Ylistrum balloti is the source of this 810-nucleotide messenger RNA. RefSeq names its product alkaline ceramidase 3-like. The transcript is spliced from 11 exons. NCBI's taxonomy places the organism in Eukaryota, Metazoa, Mollusca, Bivalvia, Pectinida, Pectinidae. Gene Ontology annotation, biological process: ceramide metabolic process; phytosphingosine biosynthetic process. Bases 1 to 810 code for a protein of 269 amino acids. Gene Ontology annotation, cellular component: endoplasmic reticulum membrane. The record is from RefSeq and is a predicted model, not a curated record.